AUGGAAUAUCCUACCCCUUGUAUUGCACUCUUGUUCAUCUACACCAUCUUCUUGACCACUCUCACUGCCUUCACUCAUGCCUGGUUGGAGAAACCAAUGGCAACUUCAGCCCUCUGCCUCCCAAGCCAGUGCUCUGCACUGCUUCGACUCAAGCAGGGCAUUCAUCUCCAGCCUGGAAAGCUGAUUUCAUGGCAGAAAGGGACCAAUUGCUGUCACUGGGAAGGGGUUACCUGUGAUAACUCCACCGGUUUUGUCAUCGAACUGCAGCUCUCCAAUGUAUCAGAUGGAUACGAUUAUGAUUUAAGCAGAAGCAACAGAAUCGAUCCUUCUCUGUUUGACCUCUCCCAUCUUCGCCUUCUCAAUCUUAGCAACAACAUGUUUGUUGCUGAGAUCCCAACAAGGUUGGUAGAGCUCACCCAUCUCACGCACCUCGACCUGUCCAACUGCCAGUUCUAUGGACAAAUCCCGGCAGAGAUAUCACAGAUGACAUGGUUGGUCUCACUUAAUCUCUCCAACAAUUAUGGUGGCCUACAACUCCGGGAUCCAAAUUUCUCAGUGUUUGUUAAGGAUUUAGGUCGUCUGCAACAGCUCAACCUUGAUAACGUAGACAUCUCCAUGAGUGGUAAGGCCGUGAGCUUGGCCCUAUCCACGUCACUGCCAAAACUCCAAACUAUCAGUUUGAUAGAAUGCAAUAUUUUUGGACCCAUAGAUGAAUUGCUUCUUCAUCUGCGUUCACUCUCUUACUUGGAUCUGAGCUCGAAUAGCCUUUCCCGUGCACCAGAGUUCCUCGUCAACCUUACCUCCUUGCAGGCUCUCAAGUUGGCAGACUGCAAUCUACAAGGCUACUUUCCUCCGGGUGUUUUCCUAUUGCCUGAGCUAGAGAAUCUCCAGAUCUACGACAACAUGGAGUUAAUGGUAUCUUUACCACUUCACGUCCAUUUGAGGAGCAGCAGCAUUAGGUUUCUUGACCUGUCUAACACAAUGGUGCCGAUGAGGAGCUUUUCGGCAAUCUCGAAACUCAGUCAUCUGUCACAUUUGCAGUUGGAAGAAAGCAAUCUGGUUGGAACCAUACCACCAUCUUGGAGUUCAAGUAAGAUCAUGGUCUUGAAUCUCCACGGUAAUAGUCUAAGUGGUCCUGUCCCUGACACUUUCAGUUCAUUUUCCAAUCUUACUCAUUUAGAUCUUAGUUCCAACUCUUUAAGUGGAAGAAUCCCCUCUGGUCUCUUCAACCUCCCCUUUCUAGAAGUAUUUGACCUUAGCCAAAACAACUUAAACGGUAGCAUUCCUCAAGUUAUUGCUCAUGAUCUCCAACAUUUAAGACAACUAGAUCUCAGUGCCAACCAACUGAUCGGGGAUAUCCCAUCUCCUUUUUUCAAUCUCACUUCGUUAGACUAUCUAAACCUCGCCAAUAAUCGCUUGAGUGGUCAAAUUCCUUCAAGUUUCAACAACCUCCCCUCUCUAAAAACAUUGUUUCUCCGUGACAACCUCCUAAAGGGAGGCAUCCCCACUUCUCUUUGCAAAUACUCUUUAGCGUCACUAGACCUCAGCAACAAUAACCUAAGUGGGAAGAUCCCUACUUCUCUAUUUACUAUCCCCUCUUUAGAGAGACUAAACCUUAGAAAUAACAGCUUCGACGGUCCACUUCCUGCAUUCGAUGGCCUCAAUAAGACUACGCAACUGAAAUUUCUUAUUCUUGGUAUGAACUCACUGAGUGGAAAAGUUCCAUCUUCCAUAACUAGUCUCUAUGAACUUAACAAAGUAGAGCUCUCCUCUAAUCAUUUUAGUGGCACCAUUGAUCUAUCAUUGUUCCUGAGUUUGGAAGGGCUCUUUUGGUUGGAUCUCUCCAAUAACCCAAGUUUGACUGUCUUGUCAUCCAAUUCUAGUUUUACAGAAGAAACCGACACUAAUAUUCCUCAGCUUGGUUAUUUAAGGUUGAGCUCCUGCAACGUCAAGGGUUUCCCUUCUUUCCUCCAAGAGCAAUAUCAGCUUAUUGAUCUGGACCUUUCUGAUAGUGACAUUAGUGGAGAGAUACCGUCUUGGUUAUGGACCAUGGGGAACCUCCAGCGCCUAUCUCUCUCCAACAACAAGCUCAGUGGGUUUCAAGAACCACUCAAUGGCACUAAAUCCAUGGGUUCCUUGCUCACGGACUUCUUGGAAAAGGUUCAAGAAAUUAGGGACGUGGACCUCUCUAAUAAUGAAAUAAGUGGGAAGAUACCAUUUUGGUUGUGGGGGUUUGGAAGCCUCGAAUUUUUGUCUCUGUCCCACAACAAACUUGAUGGGUUUCAGGAACCGAUCAACGUCACUCGCUUCAAGGGUACCUCAUUGCACUACUUCCCCAGUCAAGCCUCACCAAUCUACUACUUUUCAGUGUCAGACAAUACAAUCAGUGGACAAAUCCCGACAUUCAUCUGCAGGUACCACGAUCUACAGCUCCUGAACAUGUCCAUCAAUAGACUCUCAGGUGCCAUACCGAAAUGUCUUGGCAGGAUUGACAAAUUAAGUGUUUUGGACCUCCACAGUAAUCAAUUGCAAGGCAGAAUUCCAGAAGGAUUCAACAAUUUGGAGUUGCUCAACUUGAAUAACAAUUUUCUGGUUGGCAGAAUUCCAAAAUCUCUCAUAACUACAUGA
This is a messenger RNA of Nymphaea colorata (pocket water lily), 2628 nucleotides long. RefSeq names its product LRR receptor-like serine/threonine-protein kinase GSO1. Gene Ontology annotation, molecular function: protein binding. NCBI's taxonomy places the organism in Eukaryota, Viridiplantae, Streptophyta, Magnoliopsida, Nymphaeales, Nymphaeaceae. The transcript has 2 exons. The record is from RefSeq and is a predicted model, not a curated record. Bases 1 to 2628 code for a protein of 875 amino acids.